AGCUAUGAAGAUCAUUGUUGCUAAUCGCACACCCACAUGAGAGACAGUGGCAGUGAUGGAUCUCCUGGAUGUGAUCCUAAUGGCUCUAUCUGCUAUGGCGAUCCAAAAAGUGUACGCAAAGCCAACUGGGCCUUCUGCCUUCAGAAACAACAGCAAAGACAGCAUAACUGCAGAGCCAGGAAUGCUGAGGCUGCGUUUGAUAAAUGGAGGAAGCCGCUGUUCUGGCAGGGUUGAGGUGGACUACAAUGGAACCUGGGGUACUGUCUGUGAUGACAACUGGGACCUGGCUGAUGCUACAGUUGUGUGCCACCAGCUGGGUUGUGGCCGGGCCAUUCAGGCUCUGAAUGCCUCUUAUUUCCAGAAGAGAACAGGUCCCAUCCAUUUGGGUGGAGUGAAAUGUUUUGGGAUUGAAUCUUAUUUAUGGGACUGUCCCGCUGAGAGGAACCCUGACUGUGGACACAUAGGAGAAGCUGGUGUGAUAUGUUCAGAUCACCAAGUGUGGCGGCUGACAAGAGGCUUAGAUGCUUGCGCUGGGCGAGUGGAGGUCUAUUAUCGAGACAUCUGGAACACAGUAUGUGAUAGUAGCUGGUACCAGGAUGAGGCCAACGUCCUCUGCCGCUCCUUGGGCUGCAGUGAAAAGGCCUCAACCCCACGAGUGCCUUUCAACCACACACUGCUGGGCAAGAUGUAUUAUGAAUGCUCUGGAGAUGAAGAUUCACUCGCCAGUUGUAAAUGGCGCUACAACAAAGCCACGCUGUGUGACCAGUUCAGAGCUGCUGGUGUGAUAUGUAAUGGUUCAUUGGGUUUGGGAAACCAGACAGAUACAGCAGUGACAGAAGCAGUGACUCCAGCGGUGACUUCAGUCUCCCUCCUUCCCAAUCCAUGUUGGACUAGACCUGAGAACUGGGACUUUAAACUGUCCUACCAGACACUGGGUGUCCUCUGCAUCAUCCUGGGCCUUCUCCUUUUUCUGGCCAUCUUGAGUCACAUCAUCACCAUUUUACUGAGCAGGCGAAAGAAAAAUGGUACUCUUGAUUGUACCAUUUCCUCUACUUCAAUAUCUGCCCCAGUCCUGGUGAAUCACAGUGUGCAAGUCUCAACCACUGGAGUGCAUAAUGACUAUCGGGAAAUCUCCACAAGCCUCCCCAAAGGAGAAGCAACAGCAGCAAAACCUACACCUCUUAGUGAAGAUUCUGACUCUGACUAUGAACGCUAUGAUUUCAGUGACAAGCCCCCUGUGGCACUCUCCACUUUCUACAAUUCUCUCCGGCAUCGGGCACUUGAGGAAAACUUUCCUCCUUGCAAUUUUAGCAUUUCUGAUGUGCCCAGAGGGGAUGAGACCAAGCAUCCAGCUUUGAAGGGCCACAAUCCACAGGAAGUAGGACCUAUAGCUGAAGACAGUGACAGCACAUCAUCUGGAGAUGCAGAAUGGUAUGAGAACAUCCAAAGACCAGAAUGCCAGGGAGACCAUCCAGGAAACGGGUCGUUUGGAAGCCUGACAACUUUUUCCAGACCUUUGGUGAACUGUGAGACCAGGCCUGGGAAUGGCUCCUUCAACAGCAGUGAUUAUGAUGACAUGUGGUCUUGAGAGGCCAACUUGUGCCAGAGAUGUAGCUCCAUCUGUUUUUAGUUCUCUUUCAGAAACAGCCAAAGAUGGAUAAGACUGCGAGGACUGAGGAGGCUUUAUUGCCACAUGGGGAAUCCAGCAUUUUGAAAGAAGGCCAAGUAACCUCUGAAUCAAAGCCUACUACCAAAGAUAUUUCACUGCCCAUCCCAAGAUUAACUAGAAAUAUGUAGUACUCACACAGAGACACUACUUUCCAAUUCUUGCUGUUUCGUGAGAAGGGCACGAGUUCUGUUCUGAGAUUCCCCUUACCUGUUUUAAUUUUGCCAGCCAGUGAUAUAUGAUCUUAAAGUAGCUGAAAUGGAUAUUCCUAAGAGCCUAGAACUUGGAUUCAAGCUUCAAAAUAUAGGCAGCUGAGACAAAAGCUUCCAGAAGUAAGCACCAACUAAUCAUCAUCCACUAUGUUACAUCAUCAGCAAUUUGUAUGAUACAAGAAAGGGGGAUGCUAAACUGGUUCUUAUUCUAGGGAUUGAAUCCCCACUAACACAGUUCACAAAGAUAUUUUCUUCAUUGGGAAGAGCUCCUAUUUAAUUGCCAAUGAAUACUUGGGUUUCCUGGAUACACUUGCAGUUUCUGCCAACAAUUAGAUGUCAGUACAGUUGAUGGAAUUAGAUGUCAUUGUUGCUCCAGCUGAAAGACAGGUAGCUACAUUUAGCCCUCAUAUCCAUGGAUUUUUUAUUGAAGCAUCCACUGAUUGAAAAUAUUCCAAAAAAUAUUCCAGAAAGCCAUUUUAUUUUGCCAUUUUAUAUAAAGGUUACCAUUUUAAUAUGCCAUUGUUUUUAAUGGGACUUGAACAUCCAUGGAUUUGGGUAUCCAUGGGGACUCCUAAAAUCAAACCUAUGGAUACCAAGGGCCCACUGUACAAUGUUGUGGAUACCCUCUGUGUCCUGAUCCCAUCCCCCAAAACCCAGGCAGCCAUAUGGAGAGAUGGAUUUCUGGUGAGUGGGGCACUGGAGGAUUAUGCAUCCAACCCCUCUCUUGCUAGAAAGUGGCAGUGAGAAGACCAGAAGGCAGGACCCCUGUGGCGUUUUCUUGCAACUCCUCAUCACACCAUGGCUCACUGGCAAGAGGGGGAUGGAUGCAUCACCCUUCAGCACCCCACUCACCAGCACCAUAGGACUCUGGUCUUUGGUGUGGCUGACAGGAUUUAAGGUGAGUUUUGGGGUCAUUAAACGUAAAUACCAAAUAGUUUUUAGGUUGUAAGACUAGCUCAUGGCAUCAUUAUUGUCUCAUAGAAUGAUAACUUUUUUUUUCAAAUGAGAGGAAUACUAGGCAUCACUGAAACCUUCAGAAACAGCCUCGGGGAACUAGCAUGCGGCCUACUGGUCACACAUUCUCCUGGUUUAAGGUGCCACAAGACUCUUGGUUACAACAAACACAAAUACACUUGUCCUCCUAUGUCCCCCCCCCCCCCCCGCCAAAAAAAAGAUGUUUUGUACUUUUGCAAACCUUCUCCCUUUCUGAACAAGCCUGCCAAUAGUGCCUUGUGAGUGAGUGCUGCUGCUUUGGCUCUAUAUGAGCAAUGACAUCCAUCUCUGAUUUUUGGAAACACAGGGAGGAAGCUGUGGCCUAAGAAAAAGAGGAGAUGGAUAUCCACAAGGCAAGUAUCAGAAAAGAGCUGGAGAAAUUGCUGGUUAGCUAAAAAUCCAUGGGACAUGUCCCCAGACUGAAUCUGGCUAAGCUCCAUUUCUGCUAACCUUUCAAUAUGGCCUAAGAAAGAUUUUUUACCCUUAUAUGAUUGAUGUGAAAAAUUGUUUUAUUUGAUCAUACACAAAAUUUUAUUAAAAAGUGAU
Sceloporus undulatus (fence lizard) is the source of this 3417-nucleotide messenger RNA. RefSeq names its product CD6 molecule (gene CD6). NCBI's taxonomy places the organism in Eukaryota, Metazoa, Chordata, Lepidosauria, Squamata, Phrynosomatidae. Gene Ontology annotation, cellular component: membrane. The record is from RefSeq and is a predicted model, not a curated record. Bases 56 to 1588 code for a protein of 510 amino acids. The transcript is spliced from 11 exons.